GACCAAUCAGCAGGACGCGUGCUUUCCAGUACUAGUAGCAAAUCAGGCAGCACCGAUCUGCCAGCAUGGCAUCGUCGAGCGGGCUGCCCAUCCCGCCCAUGGAGGCUGUCCGUAUGCUACUGCUGCAAGAUGGUACGGCGAUUGGCAGCUUCCAGCGGCCUUUGCGGCGCCAUGUCGCAUCGUCCUCGCUGCGCGCCUCUCCGGGAUCGCCACUGUCCCGGCGCACUGCCGUCUGCCUCGUCCUCGAACCCGCCGGCCACUGCUUCUCCGUCAUUGACGCGUCGGCCUUUACGUCUGGCGCGAUCCAGCGCUUUAGCUCGGCCUCAUGCCCGUCCGCCUACAUUCUGCCUCUGCGUGCGCUCCUUGCGUUCCGGAACCUCCAUGCCGGCGACCGCCCCCUCUACGUGCACGAGCAUCAUCUCCAGGACGUGCAGUGGCGCCAAGGACCUCUUCCGACAACCUUUCGCUGGCGCUGCGGUGGCUUCAAGCUCAGCGCGAUGCGGUCCUCCUCUGGCGCCUACGGCUUCGACUCGCUCGACGGCCUCGCCCGCGUCUGCCUGGAUGCCACGGGCACCGUCUUCGACGCGACGCGCUCCGUGCCGGUCGCCACGUCCAGAGCCGACAGAGGACCGCGGACGCGCACCACACGUAUCUCGCAGCGCUUCUUUCGAUCGUCGAUCCCACAGCACUGGGCGUACCCGGCCUCGGUGCUCGUUGCAGCCCACCACGCCCACUUGGCCCACGAGAGCACGUUCACCAUCGACGUCGAUGCGUCAUACAAGACGACGCCAGCACCGACCAAUCAUGCGUUUAGCGUGCGGCCGCACUGGGCCGCUGUCGCCAUGCGCCCUGACGAGCUGCCGACGCCAGCCCUUGUCGCUGUCGACGUCUACGACGUGGGCCAGCACGUACAGGUGCCGGCAACCACACUGCGCCGCCCGCUAGUCGCCGAGUGGACGCGAGACGCGUCGUUCCACGUUCUGCCCACGAGCGUCCACGCGCUGCUCACCGCCGACACGUCGAUCCUCGUUUUUGCCAAAGGCUUUUUCAAGCACUAUACGUCCGAAGCGCCGUUUGAACAUUGCUUCACCCUCACAUCCGUGCCGCCACCGACGACGUCUCGGCCCCUCUACGACCUGACGGCGAUUUGCAACAAUAUGGCGUUUCUACAUGAAAGCGCAAGCCAGCUGCGACCCGCGCCGUCGGCGCCGUCGCCAGCAACCAUCGAUGCCAACGCGAUCGUGGAGGACCAGACGACGGCCGUCGGGCGCUUCCGAGCCUUUGGCGACGGUCGAGUUCGCGUCGUCUUUACGGACCGCACGAUCGUCGCCACAGACGCGGCGGCGUCAACAGCGUCACUGCUUCUAUCCACUGGCGUGUCCGUGUCCAUCUUGCUCAGCGCACCGCCAGACGCCUAUCUACCGUACAACGCUGCCUCCAACUCUCGAGAAGUCUAG
Messenger RNA from Saprolegnia parasitica CBS 223.65, 1457 nucleotides. RefSeq lists its product as hypothetical. Bases 66 to 1457 code for a protein of 463 amino acids. The record is from RefSeq and is a predicted model, not a curated record. NCBI's taxonomy places the organism in Eukaryota, Oomycota, Saprolegniomycetes, Saprolegniales, Saprolegniaceae. The transcript has 4 exons.